UGUUGAACCAGGAAAUCGGCCCAUCUUGCUCUUAGUCUCCACGCCAUCGUCCAUUUGCCUUUUGACGCCUUCGCCAUUUGAGCUCCGGGGGAAGGUCCGAGAAGGGGAUCGCUGCAAUAGCUUUCGAACAAUCCUCGAUCCUCCGCCAAUCGAGAAGAUAGCGAGCGAAGAUGCUGCCCACAGCCUCCAAAGGACGCUCCUCGUCCUCUUCGUCUCGAGCUAAUCCCAUGUUACUUCAGUAUCUCCGCCGAAUCGUCAAGUGGCAACAAAUGGAUAUUGAAUAUACUUUCUGGCAAAUGCUUCACCUGUGCACCUCACCAAAAGUUGUUUAUCAGCACACUAAAUAUCACAAACAAACCAAGAAUCAAUGGGCACGUGACGACCCUGCUUUUGUUGUGAUCUGCAGCCUUCUUUUGGCCGUUGCAACUCUAGCAUAUUGUGCAGCGUAUGAUCACAGUGCCGCACAUGCACUUUUUGUUGUAUUCUCAGUAUUGGUUUUCCACUUUUUGGUGACUGGAGUAGUACUGGCAACUUUUUGUUGGUUCUUGACUAAUUCUUAUCUUCGAGAAGAGGCUCCUAACAGUUAUGUAGUUGAGCAGCGUGUUGAAUGGCUGUAUGCGUUUGAUGUGCACUGCAACUCCUUCUUCCCUAUGUUUGUUUUGCUUUAUGUGAUCCAUUAUUUUCUGUCUCCUCUAUUGGUGGCUCAUGGAUUCAUUCCUGCAUUGCUGUCAAAUUUGCUGUUCAUGGUGGGCGCUUCAUACUAUCACUAUCUCAAUUUCUUAGGUUAUGACGUUCUACCCUUUUUGGAGAGGACUACUUUUUUUCUGUACCCGAUUGGCAUCGUCAUCAUCCUUUCUCCUAUUUUGAUUUUGGGUGGCUUCAAUCCUUCUAAAUAUUUCAUGAACGUGUUCUUCAGUCGACAAAUGUGAUCAGUCCAGCUAACACUUUUGAUCUGUCAUCUUUGAGGUUUUACAGCAUUCGGAAGACUGCAUCAACUUGAGAAGGCUAUAAUGUUUGAUUGUUUGUCUUGUAUGGUAGGGAUGGAAUGGCCAAUAAGGCCUUCUUCUAGGUCUUCUACCACUGCCCGUGGAAGAUGAAUUGUUUGUAGUAAAGUCAGGAUAGGAAGUGCAAUUUUUUAAUAGUUUAUAGGGAAUAUUUGUUCAAAUGAAACUACUUGAUGUAAAAAAGAAUUCUGAUCUUCUCCAUAUCAUUGUGGCAUCGUUCUCCCAAAAAUGAAUUUUUGUUUUAAAUCGUAA
This is a messenger RNA of Prosopis cineraria, 1256 nucleotides long. RefSeq lists its product as uncharacterized. Bases 171 to 929 code for a protein of 252 amino acids. The record is from RefSeq and is a predicted model, not a curated record. NCBI's taxonomy places the organism in Eukaryota, Viridiplantae, Streptophyta, Magnoliopsida, Fabales, Fabaceae. Gene Ontology annotation, cellular component: Golgi membrane. The transcript has 10 exons.